CGUCUUUCGGCUUCAGGAAUCUCUUCUCCUCCUCCUCCCUCCAAUUCCUUCACCGGAAAUGUCGACCUACGAGACGCUCCCGAUCUCCACCUCCUCUCCAGGCUUCGUAUCGCUCACCACGUGGUGUCCCUGGCGGGAGCUCGCCGACGUCCGCGCCCUCGGCCGCCCGGCCGGCCUCGGCGAGGCCUACAUUCGGACCCGAACCAACGCCGCCCACUUCUCCAUGAACUAUGCCAUCAUCGUCCUCCUCUUCGUCUUCCUCAGCCUCCUCUGGCACCCUCUCUCCCUCAUCGUGUUUGUCGCCUCCAUGGCCGCCUGGCUGUUCUUCUACUUCCUCCGGGGCGAGCCCCUCGUCGUCCUCGGCUGGGUUAUCAGGGACCGGGUCGUCCUGAUGGGCCUAGCGGUGGUGACGCUGGUUCCGUUGCUGAAGACCAACGCGACGGCCAACAUACUGACAUCGCUGUCGGUCGGCCUGCUCCUGGUUGUGGUACACGCGGCGCUGAGGCGGACCGACUACGCUUUCGUGGAGGCGGAGGGGCCGUGCUACGCCGCUUUCGGAUCUGCUCCCGCGUCUGUGCAGUCUUCGAGAUGACAAACUGUAGACUCUCCAAGAAGAAUGGCCGAGGUUGGGACCAUGCACGAUGUUGACUAGAGAAGGCGAGUGGAAAUGCUGAAUCGCACAAGGAAAAGGCUAAAACACAACGAACAAACUUUAUCACCCAGUCAAACCCGCCGUCUCAUGUUCUCCUCAACAAUUGUACUGCCACGAUGCAUAAUAACAUCUGUGGCAUUGUAUGACUCUGAUAAGAAUAAUAGAAUUGGGCUCCAUCAUGCUGCUGCU
Messenger RNA from Musa acuminata subsp. malaccensis (wild Malaysian banana), 841 nucleotides. Lineage: Eukaryota; Viridiplantae; Streptophyta; Magnoliopsida; Zingiberales; Musaceae. The record is from RefSeq and is a predicted model, not a curated record.